Molecule: messenger RNA, 2399 nt
Organism: Closterium sp. NIES-67
Lineage: Eukaryota; Viridiplantae; Streptophyta; Zygnematophyceae; Desmidiales; Closteriaceae
Source: the annotation of a GenBank genome assembly
GCCAAGUGCGCGCAAGCACGAGCACCGAUUGCAUAACGACAUUCCAUGCCAUCAGGAGCGGAGAGCCCCCUAGGCUAGCGUAUCAGCGCGCACAAGCUCCCUUCCAGCUCCUUGCCACCGGGGUCCUUAUCUUACAGGCGGCGAGGAGGAAGCGGGGAGCGGGAAGCAGGGAGCGGCAAUCGGAGCGCGAUGGGGGCAAUGGGGCGGCACGCGGUGACGCAGGAGGCGUUCGACGGGUUGGUGCGGGAGAACAUGGAGGAGUUCGCCAUGGCGGCGGGCGAGGCCGUGGAGGACGCCGUGCACACCCUCACGAUGCAGGGCGCCGACCUCACAGGCAUCGUGACGGCGUACAGCGCAUCAGGGCAGCGCGAGGAGCACCUGGCCACACUGGCAGCCACGCAGCUGAGGGAGGCGCUGGCAGCGUGGGAAGAGCGGGGGGGGGGGGGGGGGCAGGCAGUGCUCCUCGCUCUCUCCGCCUUCAAGGGGGCUGUAGACACCGCCGACCAAUCAGAGGGCGACACGUCAGAGGACAGGGCCAAGCAGGAGGGGGAGGAAGGGGAGGCGGAGAAGGAAGGGGUUAGGGGGGAGGGAGGUGGGGCAGCAGCAGCAGCAGCAGCAGGGGGUGGGGUGGGGUCAGGGGAUGCAGCGCGGGUGGCAGGGCGUAGCGACGGGCUGCACGCAGCAGUGGGCGCGCUGAGAGUGGCGCUGGGGGCGGUGGAGAGCGGGGCGGAGGGGGAGGAGGGAGGGGAGGGGGGGGAGGGGAGGGCGAGGGGGGAGGAGGCCUUGUGUGACGCGCUGAGAUGCAUGGAGGUGAUGCUGACGCAUGUCCCAGGGGCGCGCGACGACUUCUUCCGCCUGUCCGGCCCCUCUCUCCUCGCCUCCGCCCUUGCUGCCUCCUCCUCCUCCUCUAGCCUCCGCUUUUUGACCGCAGCUGCCUGCACUGUACGGGCAGCGUGCACGGAAAACGAGGUCAUCAAGGAGGCACUUAUGGAAGGAGCAGUCCACGUGGCCAUCUUGAACGCCGUUGGCGGAAUCCUCAAGAAAAAGGGCAGUGCUGACGUGGACACGAGCGCAGCUGACGUGGCAGAAGCAGGGAGCGCCAUGUGUGCGUGCUGCGGGGCGCUGAGAUCGCUCGUGACGAAUGACGAUGUGCGCGUGGCGGCGUCCAAGACGUUCACGAAUGCGCGCACCAUGGCGGAGGCCGGCGCAGCGGACGUGCUACUGGGCGCCGCUGCUGCCUUCUCCAACGAUGUCUCCGUGCUGCCCUCCGUGCUCGCUGCUCUCAAGGCCAUCGCUGUCAACGAGGACAUCUGCCGCAGCAUCGCCAGCCAGGCCGGAGUGCCUCUAGUGCUGGGACAGCUGCGGGUGGCCCUCGCCUUGCACUGCUCCUCGCUUGCUGCGCCCUCUGCCUCCCUGCUGGCGCAGCUGGCAGGCAGUGACGCCAACAAGGCGCUCAUUGUGGAGGCAGGUGGCAUGCCGCUGUUGGUGGACGCCAUGAAGGCGUUCCUCCACCAUGGGGCUGUGCUUCAAGAGCUCCUCGCGUGCAUGGCAGCCCUCACUCUGCGCAACCCCGCACAUGCGGCGGCAGCCGUGGCGGCGGGGGUGUUGGACGCAGCGGUGGACGCCAUGGAGGGGCGCGGCGCCACGGCGGGCAGCCAGUGGCAGGCGUGCCAGGUGCUGCGCAACCUCGCAGUGCGCAACCCCGAGCACAGGCCAAUGAUGGUGGAGAUGGGGUUGGAGGCGCUCAUUCGCAAGGUCAAGGCAAAGCACCGGUCGUGCCGCGACGUGUGCUCUGCUGCGCUGAGAGACAUGGGCCUCGAUAACUACAACCAGUGAUGCGCUGUGCUGCUCGUACAGCACUACCAGUUGUAGACCCAAGUGGCCUGCUGCACCAAGAAACACUCGUACCAAUGUAGUCGACACUCCUCCUGCGAAUGCCUCCAGAAAUGACGUUCUGAUCGCUGCCCAUGGCAACCGGCAAGCAAGCGCCCACGCGACACUGGUGGCGAGACUGUGAGAGGGUAAGGGACGGGAACUUGAGUCGGCGCGGAGAGAGAGACGUCGUACCGCAGAUGCUUUCGAUUGCGAGCCUCCGGAUUCUAAAGAAGCUGCCUGGAUUCAAUCGGAGAGUGGGUGCCUUGUUUGAGAACAGAUCUCAGGAGGAACAUGGCAAUGACAGCACCUAGAGACCAGGGAAACACAGGCAUGUGAAAUGAUGGAGUGUUGUGGACAGGUGCAUAGCGGGGCAGAGAUGGGUUCAGGGGCCACGCGGCAUGCCAAGACAUCCAGCAUGUAGCAUGUUGCAGCCUGACGAGUGGCUAGGGACGUGCAACCAUGACAACGGCGUAGGCUCGGUACGGGGGACCAUGCAUGUGCCUAGCUGGAAUUUGAAACAGAGC